AUGACUGCGAUGCACGUUGUUGGAAAGUCAAGCUUUCCUUUAGUGGGAGGCAAAGGAGAUGCUGCCACUGUAAUAGAAGGAAGCCAGUUAAUGUCAGCCCCUGAAGAAGAAGAAGAUUUUGAUAUUUUAAAUGAUGAAACUUUCGGAGAUGGAGUGGAUGAUGGAUAUGACUGGGAGGAAGAACAUGAGAGAAUGGCGGAAGAAAUUGAUUCAUUCUCAUUCGGUGAUUCGAAACAUAAUGGAAAUAAAACAACAGACUCUGGAUUUGAUACGGCAGAGAAGAGCUACAGAACUCAGGAAGAAUACCUAGAACAAAGUAUCAGUCAACUGGUAGUAGAUGAUGAAGAUGAACUGGGAGAUCCGGCCAUCUUAAACGCUUCUAAAAACAGACCUAUACCUCAGAGUCAUCAUAAAACAUGUUUAGAAGAUUUAUUUGGUCCUUCCUCACCCCCGGCUUUCCUUGAUACUGAACACCUUGUAUCCCCUACCAGUAAAGAUAUCUGGAGAGUUUCAAGGGCAGAAGAAGAAAUGAACAAACAGAGAAAUAAUGCCAAACAACAACCAAGAUAUACUGUACCUACAAUAAUUGAAAGAAGAAACAUCAUCCCCCAAUCACCAAUGAUACCCCCACAAGCUCAUACUCUAGAAGAGAUAGAAAAGAGAAUGAUGACAAAACCUAGAGUAGUGACUGCCGAGGAGCUGGAGAGACAGAUGAGAGGAGAUGCAGCUCCCCGUAGUCAACCUCAGACACCACGAACUAUGCCUAGUGGAAUGAUGAUGCCAGGACAACAGUUUACCCCUCCUGUACCUAUUCCCCAUCACCCUGGUCAACCUGGUAUGAUUCCACCCAUGCAAUCUCAUCAGUCACCUUAUCAAAGACAAGCCCCUGUUGGUUCUCAUUUACCACAAGGAUUCAGUCCUAUUGCACCUCUAUUUCCUGAUGGCCGAAAUUCACCAUUACACCAAAUGCUAGCAGGUCGUAUCACCCCUACUGGACAAUUACCAGGCAAUAUGUCACCUAUACCUCAUAUUGCUUCCAGACAGUCACCAGUUUUAGGACUCCACUCUAAUUCACCCAUGGGUCGUUCAGUGACCCCACCCCAUCCAUUACGUAUGUCCCCAUUGUCCCACUCUCCCCUACAGAAUCGUGUUAUGUCAUCUAUUAACCAUCAACAACUCAUCAUUGGAAAUGGAAUGAGUCCGAAUAACAGAUUUAAUCACAAUGGUAUGAAUAUGCCUCAAGGUCCUAGAGGUCAAGGCCAUGUACCAGGUCAAUAUGGCAGCCCAGCUGGUCCUCGGAUGAAUCCUCAUCAACAGUUCAAUGAUCGCUAUGGCAACAAUCAAUCAGCCAGUCCUGGUCGUAAUCAGUUCAAUAAAAACCAACGUUUUCAAGGCCCGAACAACUACAGGGAUCGUCAACAGAGACCCUAUAACAACCAACGUGAUCGGGAAAACAGAUCUGGGGAUGAUUUCGCUGGCUUGAUGACUCAGAGGGAAAAGGACUGGAUAAUCAAAAUUCAACUGAUGCAAUUACAAACUGAAAAUCCGUAUAUAGAUGAUUUCUAUUAUACGAAUUUUACGUUAAAUAAGAAAAAUAAAGAAUUACGAAGACAGCAGGAAGAAAAUGGAGUGGCAACUGAAGAACAAAAACUAGUGAUACCCCAUCUGGUGAAAAUAGAAACUAAAUCAUACGCUCCUACUCAAUUUGAAGGUUCACUGGGUCGUCUGACAACAGCUAGUGUUCACAAUCCUCGUCAGAUUAUUAAUGUAACACGAAGAUCUUCAUUCAGUGGAGAUGAUAGUAUGAAUGUCAGUAAGGAAUUGAGGAAGAUCCGUCAGCUACUCAUGGAGAUAGAAAGGGGUUAUAAUUUAUUAUUAGAUAUUGAUGAUAUUGAAAAACAAGUGUUAGCUUUAACUGAGGAAAGCAGGAAACCGUUAUAUGAAAAUAGAAGUGAGAAAAUAAAUGAAUUAUUUAAUUAUGUUGUAAAUAUUGAAACUCCAGAUAACUUUCAGCAAAUAUUAUCUGUUAGAAAAGGUAGAAAAUUGGUGGCACGUCUCCUUCCUCUACUUAGCUCAGAUCAAAGUGAAGUAUUAGUGUCGUUGAUUAUAUCUCAUCUACCAAUUCUUGUUAAAAAGGAUUCAGAAGAUGGUACAAGUCAACUGUGUAGCUCUGUCAACAGAGCUAUUGGUACCAGCAGUCUGGAUAAUCUAAUAAAAUAUGUUGAUUAUAUUGAGAAACAAUAUCCAGUGGACAAGAAAUCUCUUCAAGCAGUUCUUCAGAGCAAGUUGGGCAGUACGAUCUUAUGUAGUUUAUUAAAACAAGGGGAAAUAAUCUAUCAAAAGACUUCACCUGUAGACAUGGACAACCAGUUACAUACAUCAUGGUCUCAGUUUGUAGAGAAGUUUGUGUCCAGUCUAGCAGAAGUAAAGUUGGAAUUUAUAGCAGUACCUUUACAACGCCAGCCCUCUAUCACUAAGCACAUAGAUAGAUUUAUUAACAAGAAACAGAUAGCUAGCAUAGAAGAUAAACUAGCAGUACUUACUACUUCUGUCCCAAACCAAUCCUAG
Molecule: messenger RNA, 2568 nt
Organism: Lottia gigantea (owl limpet)
Lineage: Eukaryota; Metazoa; Mollusca; Gastropoda; Lottiidae
Exons: 20
Coding region: 1-2568 (855 amino acids)
Biological process (GO): deadenylation-dependent decapping of nuclear-transcribed mRNA; P-body assembly
Cellular component (GO): P-body
Molecular function (GO): RNA binding
Source: RefSeq, a predicted model, not a curated record